Messenger RNA from Cuscuta campestris, 649 nucleotides. NCBI's taxonomy places the organism in Eukaryota, Viridiplantae, Streptophyta, Magnoliopsida, Solanales, Convolvulaceae. The record is from the annotation of a GenBank genome assembly.
UCAUCUCAUCAAAUCAUCAACACCAACUUGAAAGCAAGCUUGCUUUGAUAUCUUUAUUCAAUUCAUACACUUAAUUACUCAUUAAUUAUUACAUGGGGUUGAUCAUGAAGAGACUUGUUGGGAUUUCCGAAGCAAAGAAGAAGCUCGCAAGGACGCUCUCUCCUAACAAGAAAGGGAGCAUUAGGGCGACGAAAGAUGACAAAGUCGCCGUUCCGAAGGGCCACUUUCCGGUGUACGUCGGGGAGGCGAGGCGGCGGUUCGUGGUUCCGAUAGAGUACUUGGAGCAUGCACUGUUCCGGGAUCUGUUGGACUGGGCGGAGCAGGAGUUUGGGUACGAGCACCCUACCGGGGGACUCACUAUCCCAUGCACUGAGGACUACUUCUUGAGCCUCACGUCCCUCCUCAUGAUCAAUUCCAAAUAAAUAUAAACUUCGAGGAAAUGAUAGAUAGCUAUAGUUAGAGGAUGUAUUGUAUAGUCACAGACGCCGGCGUUAGUGUCGACUACAAAAUUAUAAUGAAUUAUAUUGAAUUCAAACAAGUCUUCCUACAAAAUUAUUCUUGAUAUUGUUUUUACUCUUCAUGCAGCAGUAUUUCGUUUCCUCGACGUUUGGUUCAUUGGAUUCGAAAGAAAUAAAAAGAAUAUGAUAUG